Pelodiscus sinensis (Chinese soft-shelled turtle) is the source of this 2474-nucleotide messenger RNA. Lineage: Eukaryota; Metazoa; Chordata; Testudines; Trionychidae. The record is from RefSeq and is a predicted model, not a curated record.
AAUAAAACAGAAAAUAUAAUGCUACUAUAUAUCCAGGUACAUUUGUAUACAGGUGACCCCUGACCUAUGACCCCCUGCAUUUAUGACCAUCUUGCUCUGGCAGCUGCCUCCACCCGGCACAGACCCCAGUCGGCUCUGGGAGGAGCUUGCACCAUGCUGCCUUCCCCUGGGACAACCCCCGGCUGGCUCUGGGAACAGCUAGUGCCAUGAACUACAACUCCCAGGAGGCAAAGUAGGCCAGGAACGGAACCCCCAUUUUUAUCACUGCACUUAUGGGAAAAAAGGGUUCGACUUACAACAGUUCUCCAGGAACCAACUAGGUCGUAAGUGCGGGGGCUGCCUGUAUUGUGUGUACAUCUCGUCACCCCAUCUCAAAAAGAUAUAUUAGAAUUGGAAAAGAGCUUUUCAAUGUCAGAAGAACAAAAUCAGGAUACAAUGGCAACUGAGGAGCUUCAAGCCGUUAUACAACGAUGUCAAAUCCUAGAAGAACAAGAUUUCAAAGGAGAAGAUUUUAAUCUUUUUCAAGUAGCAUGCCAGAAGUGCUUAGAAGAAGGUUAUGUACAAGAAGUAUUACAAGUAAUUCAAAAUGAGAAAAAUAAGGUUAUUGUCAAGAGCAUGGGAUGGAAUCUUGUUUGCCCUCUUGUUAGGUGUAUUUUGAGUUAUAAGCAGGAAGAUGAGAAGAGAGAACAUUGUCUGAAAAUACUAAAUCAGUUGGUACAGCUCUGUAAUCCAAAGGAACUUUUAUUGGGUUUACUUGAACGGAUUGAGCAGACCUCUGGGGAACAGAUAUCCCAAACUAUUUUGCUCUUGCUUCAGCCUCUGCAGACAGUUCUACUGAAACUUCAUAGCAAGAAGUCAUACUCAGUGGGCUUAUCUUUGUCUACCAUUUCAAAUCAACUUUCUCUUCUGCCUGUACCUUACACAAAAGAACAAAUACGAGAAGAUAAACUUGGACUCUGCCAGUGUUGCAGUGCAGUAGUGGAUUUUGCUAAACCUUUUGUGGAUCAAGUUGUUAAAAAUAUGGACGCUUCAACAGAAAGUGAUGGCAAAGAGCUCAAACAAGAAUUGCUAAAAUUUUGUUUGAAAAGCUUCAAAUACCCCUUAUUAAUAGCACAGCUUGAUCAGCUGCAUGAAGACAUUGAAGAAGAUCCCUUAAGACAUUUUGCAGCUGAAAUUCUAGGCAUUUUAAUCGAUAUAGGAGAGUUGAUACCAACCAUGUUCUCAUACCGUGGAAGCAGAAGUCAGAACUGGGAUAAUCAGGAUUUUUUGAAUGAAGAUAGAAAGCAUUCUGCAGAUUCUUUGGCAUGUCUGUCGUAUCUGGUGUUUGUUCAGUGUAUUGGUAUUGAUUGUUUUCCAAUGGUCUUUAGUCCAUCAUAUCUUCUACAGUGCAACAUGACACACAUUGAGCUCCUAUUGAAAAGGACAGAAGAAUCUGUGUUAACUAAAGGACUUGACCUGCUUGAAAACUCAUUAUUGAGAAUGGAAGAUGAUAGCCUUCACCAUCAGUAUUUGGAAUUCAAAGGCUUCAUUACAGCACCUCAGGAUUUGGUGAAAGUGAUGACCCUUUGUCCUAUCGAGCAUCUGCGAAAGAAGAGUUUAAAGAUAUUGCAGUUGUAUGUAGACAAGUUUGAUGCAGAGGGAAAAUACACUUUGUUCAGGUGUUUAUUGAAGACAAGCAACCAUGCGGGCGUAGAAGGCUAUGUUAUUCAAAAUAUCAAAAACCAAAUUGAUUUAUCAUUAAAGAGAGCAAAUGACUGUAAAUGGUUUACUGGACCUCACCUGGUUUCACUUCUAGAUUUAGUGCUCUUGCUUCCUGAAGGGGCUGAAACAGAUCUUCUCCAAAACUCAGAUAGGAUUAUGGCCUCACUCAAUCUACUGAGAUAUUUAGUCAUUAAGGAUAAUGAACACAUCAAUCAAACUGGUGUAUGGACUGAACUUAACAAGAUCAAGCAAAAUUUCUUAAAGCCUUUGCACACAGGACUUAAUAUGUCAAGAGCACAUUAUGAAGCAGAAAUAAAGAGUAAAAAGGAAAAUAGACAAGCAUCUCAGAAUUGUAAAACAGUUUGUUCCCUAACAGUUGGGGGGGAAAAGAUGCCUAACAUGACCACUGAAAUGCAGCUUCAGGUUCUACACUCAGCUCUUUUCACAUUUGAUUUAAUAGAAAGUGUUCUGGCCCGAGUAGAAGAACUCAUCGAACUGAAAAUAAAAACCGUAGCAGAUAAGAAUAUUGGGGGUCAAAUGAAGCACUCAAUGUCCUAAAUCCCAGUGGUUGUUUAACUUUUGCAAUACAUUAAGACAUUGGUCGUCAUUAAUAUGACUACUUGAAAGAGACAUUCUCAAGCUUUACACAAGUCUUUUGAAGGAUUAUUUAUAAAGGCUUCUGUUCUUUAUGUAUUCAGUUACAUGUCUUUACUGUAAAAUCUGAUUAAUGGAGAUAGACAAUCUACUGAUUUCAAUAAAAUACUGCAAGUAUC